UCAUGAACCUCUCAGCUUCUUCCCUGACUGACGCUCCUUGUCCAGACGCUUUCUAGACGUCACCGGCCUGCAGUUCUUCCAUUCUCUUUCCAUUGUUGAAUGUGAACUUGAACAACUCUCCGAGCUGGAUGGCCACGCCGAACCCACCCAGUUUGACGGGAGCGGAGUUCUCUUUGGACGCCAGCAGCACGCAGUGAGGCUGAGGCUGUCUCCACUAGGCAAUACAUCAGCGCUAUAAUCAGAUCCCGCACAUACGGGCCUGCCUUCUGUACUGGCUGCAUGCCUCAGCUGCGUACAGAACGUGAGAGGAAAGAGGAGGGAGUAGCCGCGCUCACAGCGUUCAUUCCUGCUCAACACCACAGCAUUCUGCACAUCGAAGUUACUCUGCAUGCUUUGAAGAGCACAGCCUCUCAUCACAAGGAGGGACAAUGACCAGAGAGGCAGCGGCAGAUCGAAGAGGAAUCAUCAGAGAACUGGUUUCACUUCAUUCUGCUUCUAUUUAUGCAUCUGAAACUUUCUGAGUCGUCUUUUUGUUUAGGAUUCUUUUCGUACUGACUCAACUCAUAGGAAAGUCAAAUGUGGAUUUGUUCAUAUACAAGUUCUGUCACGGAUGUGCAGACAAGGAGACCUCACAGCAACAUUUGAAUGUAUUUGUUCAUGCAGUCCAACCUGCAGAUGGUUUGUGCAAGAUUAGGAACAAAGUCAGAUACCACAACAGAUAGCUCAUCUGUUAGUAGGUAGGGUUGAGAAUCACAGCGCCAUGAUGAUCUCCGCUUUCACGACGCUGAACGCCUCAAACUUAUGUAACAUCAGCGAACAGGUGGACAACAAAACGCUCCAGACCCCGCUGGCCGUGCUCUACUCCAUCAUCUUCAUCCUGGGUCUCACCGGGAAUCUGGUGGCUCUCUGGGUUUUCUUCUUCGUUCACUCCAAGAAGAACUCCCUAUGGAUCUUCCUCAUGAACCUGGCGCUCGCAGACCUGCUGCUGGUCGUCUGUUUGCCGUUCAGGAUCCAGUACCACCUCCAUGAGAAUGAGUGGGUGCUAGGGGACACAAUGUGCAAGCUAGUGGGCUACCUCUUCUACAUGAACAUGUAUGUCAGCAUCACCCUGCUGGGGCUGAUCAGCGUCGACCGCUACAUGAAGAUCUACGGCAGCGCGCGUACUCGGCGUAAGCUGAGCUCCCCAAAGUGGAGCAUCGCCGCCUGCGCCAUCAUUUGGGUGGUGGCCCUGACUCUCAUGAUCCCCUUUCUCCGUAAAAGCAAUGACAAAUGUCCCAAUACCAAAAGGUGUUUCCACUACAGGACGAUUCCGCAGGAAGACUUGUGGAAAGCACACAUCAACAUCUUUGUGCUGGUUGUCUUCUGGUUGGUCUUCAUCUCUCUGGUGUUGUCCUACGGAAAGAUCGCCCUGAAACUCCUGCGGAGGUCGCAGCGGAGACCGGACCUUCCCACAGCCCCCCACUACAAUCGAGUCGCCCGCAAGUCCUUCUUUGUCCUGUUUCUGUUCGUCUUCUGCUUCGUCCCCUAUCAUGCCUUCCGGAUCUUCUACAUAAAAACCCAGAUCUCCAAGGAGACCUCUGGGACGCGCGACUUGGCCGACAAGUUCAACGAGAUUUCCCUGGUGUUUUCCGCUCUCAACAGCUGCCUGGACCCCGUCAUGUUCUUCAUGCUGUCCUCCUCGGUGAGGAAGGAGGUGCGGCGCUUCAUGUCGAGUGUGUUCUGCACCCGAGAAACCAGCGGAACCAUCGGAACCAUCGAUGCUAACUCCAGCACCGAACUGGACAGCAGGACCGACAAGAGAGAGUCGAAUACCUUCAGCAAUGUGGACGAGAAAAAAGAUGUUUUAUCAAGCGCCAGCUGAGCUGCAGAAUACGCAGAUCCAGAGACUUUACUGGGAUUCCCAGUUUUUGUCUUCAACUUUGAACAAUUCAAUGUGGGGACUGAUGGACAAGGCAACAAGGUUUCUCCUCUGUGUAUCAUGAGACUUUACUUGUCCUUCCA
Molecule: messenger RNA, 2001 nt
Organism: Gambusia affinis (western mosquitofish)
Lineage: Eukaryota; Metazoa; Chordata; Actinopteri; Cyprinodontiformes; Poeciliidae
Product: probable G-protein coupled receptor 34
Exons: 6
Coding region: 761-1861 (366 amino acids)
Biological process (GO): G protein-coupled receptor signaling pathway
Cellular component (GO): membrane
Molecular function (GO): G protein-coupled purinergic nucleotide receptor activity
Source: RefSeq, a predicted model, not a curated record